Messenger RNA from Drosophila navojoa, 2519 nucleotides. RefSeq lists its product as uncharacterized. The record is from RefSeq and is a predicted model, not a curated record. Lineage: Eukaryota; Metazoa; Arthropoda; Insecta; Diptera; Drosophilidae. Gene Ontology annotation, biological process: immune response; JNK cascade; positive regulation of canonical NF-kappaB signal transduction. Gene Ontology annotation, molecular function: ATP binding; MAP kinase kinase kinase activity.
UACUCACGCCAAAGGAAAUCAGAUAGCCGAAAUGGCAAACAUAUUUCAAGAGAGCUCAUUCGAAGAGGUUGUAGACUACGGAGCCUUUGGAACGGCCGUUAGAUGCAAAUGGAGUGUGAAGCCCCUUAAUACGGUCGCUCUUGUACAUAACGCGUUCGAUAUUAACAUAAGUGACACAGAAUUGUUGCUUAGUCUCAAUCAUAAGAAUGUUAUCCAAUAUGCUAAAAUUGACCCUGAUCACAUGCAACUGGAAUAUGCAGACUGUGGAUCACUGCAGCAACUGCUGCAUGGGGACGAGCAAAAGGAAUAUUCAUUACGUAAUGCCCUCGAUUGGAUGCAUCAGGCAGCAAAGGGUUUUAGGUACCUCCAUCUGUGGAUUCAUCCCAUAUCGAUCAAUUAUAAUUUGACGCCUGAUUUUCUUAUGCUAACGAAUAACUAUCGCCACUUAAAGAUCCUUGUACUACCCAGUAAAUGUAAAGAAUAUUCGCCGAUGGCAACUAAUAGAAGAAGUCAAAGAAUUGAUUAUACAGGGAGCACUGAUAUAUGCACUAUGGGAAUCACCAUUUGGGAAUUAUUAACGCGUAAAAAGCCCUUUUAUCACACUGAUUAUACAACGGAUGAAAUAUUUGAGGCGGUGUUGAGAGGAGAACGACCGUCAAUUACCAAUAUAAAAAUAUCAAUCACCGACGAAUUAAAGAGAUUAAUUCAAAACUGUUGGGACUCAAAUCCAUACAAGAGACCCUUUAUCCAAGAGGUCAUACAUACGCUGAACCACAUCCUCACUCAAGAGGAUACGGACCUUGAUCAACUGCUGAAGGCCAAUAUCGGAGCGAUCGUAGACUUUGAGGAUAUCAAGAUCUGCAAGAAAAUCAGGGAAGAUGCCUUUGGUAUUUCCCACAAGGCCAUGUGGUUUGGUAAGGAGAAAACUGUCCGCAAAUUCAAGGACAUCGCCGAGCAAUGGCUUCAACAUCAAUCUUUUGUACAGGAAAUCAGAAGGAAUAUUGAGCUAAAUAAUAAAUACUUAGUAAAAAUUUAUGGCGCCUCAAUGGGAAACGAGUCUAUCUAUUUAAUAUCAGAUUACUCAGAUCGUAGAUCGUUGCUCGAUUAUUUACAUGGUGAGGAACAAAGGAAAUAUUCUGUCACUCGUGCCAUUAAUUGGAUUACGGAUGCUGCCGAGGGUGCUUAUUUUCUCAACAUACUAAGGCAAUCAAAUUAUGUAUUUAUGAAUUAUAUUUUAACGCCUCAAAAUAUGAUUUUGUUUAACAAUUUCACCCAAUUAAAAAUUAGUGAUUAUUGUUGCCCUUUUGACGCUGAAAUUAUGUUGAAGUCCACUUCGGAAGUAGCCUAUAUAGCACCAGAGGUGCUUCGAACAAAAAGAUUUACUUACCAGAGUGACGCAUAUAGCCUUGGAAUUAUCUUGUGGGAAGUUCUCACACGAAAAAAACCCUAUUACACUGUCAUGGAUGUUCUUCCACAAAAUUUAUUGAAAAUCAUUCAAGUUACAGGCAUGCGUCCGACUUUCAGUGAUAUCAGAAAAUUGGAACUCGAGACCUUAGAAGAUUUUAUUGAGCUUUGUUGGCAUCAGGAUGAACUGAAACGCCCAGAUCCACAUAUUUGGUUUGUACACCUUGAUAGACACUGCACAGAUACCAACAACGGUGAUAAGAUUAUAGGAACAUACGAGAAACUCAACUAUGAGGAUAUUGAAUUCAUUGAGGCUAUCGGAAGUGGCGGCUAUGGUAUAGUUUAUAAAGCGAAAUGGCUUCAGAAUGUUGUCGCUGUCAAAAUAUACAAAAAUAUGAAAGAGACCAAUUUCCGACAUGAGGCCAAACAGCUAGCCCGAACUAACCAUAAGAAUAUUAUAAAACUAUAUGGCAUAUGCGAUCACAAUGGCUCCGCAUAUUUAGUCAUAUCCCACGCAGAGUGCGGAUCCCUCUAUAGCUACUUGCACGGAGACGAGCGCAAUGAGUAUACCAUGGCAAGGGCCAUAGACUGGAUGAUUCAGUUAACUCAGGGCAUUAAUCACUUGCAUUCCAUGAAGCCAAAACCGCUGAUUCAUCGCGACUUAAAAAGUCAUAAUCUACUACUAUCCAAAAAUUAUCAGAAAUUGAAAAUUGGAGAUUUCGGCACUGUGACGGACCUGAAAAGUCUGAUGACGUGUGAGCGUGGCACUGCCGCCUAUAUAGCCCCAGAGGUUCUCACUGGCAACAAGUAUACGGAGAAGUGCGACAUUUAUAGCUUCGGGAUAGUGCUCUGGGAGGUGAUGGCGCGCAGGAAGCCAUUUCAUCACAUGGAGAAUCAAACUGCAUGUGCAAUUAUAUACCAAGCCUCGAAUGGUAAACGGCCAACCUUAGGUGAUUUGAUACCGAAUAGCGAGGAACUGCGGACUCUGAUUGCUCAUUGUUGGCAUCAGGAUCCCGAGAAGCGGCCCUCAGUGAAACAAAUUAAACUCAACAAUAUUCCAUGCGCUGAUAUUUCAAUCAGAGUACUACGAUAAAUAUUAUAUAUACAUAUAUCAC